Molecule: messenger RNA, 987 nt
Organism: Eremothecium cymbalariae DBVPG#7215
Lineage: Eukaryota; Fungi; Ascomycota; Saccharomycetes; Saccharomycetales; Saccharomycetaceae
Gene: IZH2
Product: PAQR-type receptor
Exons: 1
Coding region: 1-987 (328 amino acids)
Cellular component (GO): membrane
Molecular function (GO): signaling receptor activity
Source: RefSeq, a predicted model, not a curated record
AUGGCUCAGCAACAGGUUUUCCAAAGGAAGAUACAGAAAGCUACGUCUUCAUUAGCAGGUAAAAAUAGAACGUUAGAAACUUCAGUCAUAUUCGAAGAUUUGAACCAAGCUACCACUAUACCUUUAAAACCAGCGAGUAAACUGUUUUCAUGGCACGAAAUCCCUGAAUGGCAAAGAGAUAAUGAGCAUAUUUUAGGCGGCUACGUAAAGGAGACGAAUAGUUUCAAGGAAACCCUUCAUAGUUUGCUGUACCUACAUAAUGAAUCGGUGAACAUCUAUACCCAUUUAAUACCUGGAGUAUGCUUCUUUUGUGUGUUGUUCCUGAACAAGUAUGUUAUAUCUCGGUUCAAAACUACUACCUGGAAAGACUAUGCUAUUAUUGACACUUUCUUUGUAGGUGCUUUUGCAUGUUUGGUGAUGAGUGGUACAUAUCACUGCUUAAAAUCUCAUUCAUACCCAGUGUCUAUCGUAGGGAACCAACUCGAUUACAUCGGGAUAGUCAUAUUAAUAUCGACUUCAAUGUUUUCGCUACUGUAUUAUGGUUUCUAUAAUAGCAGCAAGAUGUUUUAUGGAUUUUCAGGCGUUACUCUGCUACUUGGCACAAUUUGUACAGUUGUGACACUAGAUAGUAGGUUCAGAUCCCGACUUUGGAGACCAUAUAGAGCUUCAAUAUUUGUAGCAUUUGGUCUUUCAUCGAUACUACCGAUUCUUGCCAGCAUCCUAUAUUAUGGAAGCGAAGAAACUUGGAAUUCUGUGCAACUAGGCUGGAUUAUUUUAGAAGGAGUUCUUUACAUAUUUGGAGCAUUUAUAUAUGGCAUUCGUUUCCCAGAGAGCAUGGCCCCUGGCUCUUUUGACAUAUGGGGCCACUCUCAUCAAUUGUUCCAUGUCCUCGUUGUCAUUGCUGCGCUAUGCCAUUUUAAGGCAGUAACACAGAGCUACGAACUGGUUCAUUUCCGCUUAAACGAGGCAGUACAACUUAAAUUAUAA